Molecule: messenger RNA, 868 nt
Organism: Punica granatum (pomegranate)
Lineage: Eukaryota; Viridiplantae; Streptophyta; Magnoliopsida; Myrtales; Lythraceae
Source: RefSeq, a predicted model, not a curated record
CGCAUUUCACGUGAGGAAAAAGCGAAAGGCCAAAAAGCAGACUAAAUUUCGAGAUCCAGCCGGAGUUGUGUCAGAUCGGAACUCCAACGAUGGCGUCAACGUUCAGCGGCGAUGAGACUGCGCCGUUCUUCGGCUUCCUCGGGGCCGCCGCUGCCCUCGUCUUCUCUUGUAUGGGAGCUGCCUACGGAACGGCUAAAAGUGGAGUUGGUGUUGCAUCCAUGGGAGUGAUGAGGCCAGAGCUGGUUAUGAAGUCUAUUGUGCCUGUUGUUAUGGCUGGAGUGCUGGGUAUCUAUGGGCUGAUUAUCGCUGUCAUCAUCAGCACUGGGAUUAAUCCGAAAGCCAAGUCUUAUUACCUUUUCGAUGGUUAUGCACAUCUUUCAUCCGGUCUUGCUUGUGGCCUUGCUGGACUAUCCGCUGGAAUGGCAAUUGGAAUUGUUGGUGAUGCUGGUGUCAGAGCUAAUGCCCAGCAGCCAAAACUUUUUGUUGGAAUGAUCCUAAUCCUCAUUUUUGCGGAAGCCCUGGCCUUGUACGGCCUCAUCGUGGGCAUUAUCUUGUCUUCUCGGGCAGGCCAGUCCAGAGCCGAGUAAGAAGUAAGAGCUGUCCUAUGUUCACAAAUUUGGUCAUUUUAUUAUUGGUCUUAUCUGAGGUGAAGGUAUGUGGCUGGUUAGAGUUGCAGAUCACAUCCAAUAUGCUCAUAUUCUUGUUCUUAUUGUUGAAAUGAGUUGAGAAUAUCAUUAUUACUCUUCCUACUUGUGAUUUGUAGUUGAGCACCAAAUUGUCAGACUUCCGUGACGAUCUUAUUUUAUGUAGAGUAUCACCGAAUCUCAUUGCUCAUUAUGUAUUUGCUUUCCAAUGUGUUUCAUCGGGC